Messenger RNA from Leptopilina heterotoma, 2878 nucleotides. RefSeq lists its product as uncharacterized. The record is from RefSeq and is a predicted model, not a curated record. The transcript is spliced from 3 exons. The coding region runs from base 1 to 2814 and encodes 937 amino acids. Lineage: Eukaryota; Metazoa; Arthropoda; Insecta; Hymenoptera; Figitidae.
AUGCGGCGACGAUACAGAAACCUCGAAGAAUACUCUUUGGAAAAUGUAAACGUGGAUACAAGUGAAGAUGAUAAUGAGAUUGGCCCUGGAAAUGCUGCAGCAAGUAGUAAUUCUAUGAUUGAUAAUGGUGAUGAUGAAGAUGAUAAUAAUCACGAUGAUGCAGUUAAUGGUGGCGACAAUGGUGAUGGCAACAACAAUAAUAAUGAUAACGAUAAUGAAGAUGACGAUGAAAUCGAUGAUGACGAAAUCGAUGAUGAUGAUGAUGACGAUGAUGACGAAAUCGAUGAUGAUGACGAUGACGACGAAAUCGAUAAUGAUGACGAUGAUGAUGAUGAUCAUGGCGAGGUUAAUGGUGAUGUUGACAUUAAUAAUGAUGAUGACAGCAGUAGUGGUGUUUCCAAUGGUUCAUUGAUAAACUUUAAUAAUGGUGAUUCUUCUGACAGUUCAUUUGUUUCUUCACUUAAUGAAACUUCUUCUGAUUCAUCUGGAUCAGAAUCUGACAUUUCCAACGUGUCAAUUGAUGAAGAUUUUUCCGAUGCUUUAUCCGACGAAUUUUCAAGUGGAACUAAUACCGAUGACUCCGGAGACGAGCAAAAUGAACCUAUAAAUGAAGAUCCACCACUUUUUCAAGGAUGUCCACUUACUUUGUCAGAGAGCCUUUUAAGUAUUCUUUCUCUGACGCUUCGACAUACAAUUACUGGUGUACUUUUAGCAUCCAUUUUACAAUUGAUUCAUUUACACUGUCCAGAGCCAAAUCACUGCGUUCAAUCUUUAUACACAUUCAAAAAUUAUUUCGAGGAAUUAAAAAGUCCAAUCAACAGGCAUUUUUAUUGCACUGACUGUCUUAAUAAUUUAGAUGAUAAAAAUUCACAGUGUGCCAUAUGUGGGUCAGUUGGGAAAUCUAAUUAUUUUAUGACUAUAUCUGUGAUAUCUCAACUACGCGCCAUGUAUGCAAGAAAUGGUUUCAAAGAAAAAUUAAAUUAUCGGCAUAAUAGAGUAAAAUUAUUCCCAGACAACAUUGAAGACAUAUACGACGGAUCUAUUUAUCAUGAAUUAAAUGAACCAGGGGAAUUAUUAUCUGACGCAAACAAUAUAUCAUUUACCUGGUAUACUGAUGGAGUACAAGUUUUCAACAAAUCGAAAUUUUCUUUCUGGCCGUUUUAUUUGGUCAUCAAUGAACUUCCAUAUUCCGAACGAUUCAAAAAGGAAAACCUAAUAUUAGCUGCAAUGUGGUUUGGAGAAGAAAAGCCCUCAGCUAAUAUGUUUCUGCUGCCACUCUAUGAUGAGUUAAUGGAAAUCAAAACCGGAGUAGAUUUUAAAUUAUUUGGUCAGGAAGAACUUGUUAAUGUUAAAGGAAUAAUCAUCUGCGGUACUUGUGAUCUACCAGCGAAAGCAAAAUUUCUAAAUAUGAUGCAGUAUAAUGGCAAAUGUGGAUGUCCCAAAUGCAAGCAGGAAGGAAAGAGAGUUAAUAAUACACAAGUUUACCCUUACAAAAGAAAUAUGGCUAUGCGUACAGAAGAAGAAACUUUGGAACAAGCAGAAACAGUUACAAAUAAACCUAUUUGUGGUGUUAAAGGACCAACAAUUUUAUCAUUGCUGGUAUACAAAUGGAUUCAAACAACUGCGAUCGAUGCUAUGCACUGCGUUUUUGAAGGAAUAAUGAAGGCUCUUCUGAAGUUAUGGUUUUUUCCAGAAUUUGCCAACAUGCCUUUUUCACUUUAUCAUUUAGUUGAUGUCAUUGAUGAACGCUUAAAAAAUAUUCAUCCACCAGGAUUUGUCCAAAGAAGACCACGUUCAAUUAAGAAGCACGUCAAAUAUUGGAAAGCGUCGGAAUUGAAAAAUUUCUUUUUUUACUUCUCUCUUAUUAUUUUGAAAGAUGUAAUGAAAGAAGAAUACUUUCAAAACUUUCAAUUAUUAGUUGGAGCUAUACAUAUUCUUUGCCAACAAAGCGUAUCAAUACAGAUGAUAGGCGAAGCAAAAAGAUUAAUUCAAGAAUUUGUGUCAACGUUUCAGACGCUUUAUGGUCUUCGAAAUAUGUCGUGUAACGUGCAUUUACUUCUCCAUCUACCAGAAGUGGUUGAGAAAUUGGGUCCACUUUGGCAAUAUUCCUGCUUCACAUUUGAAGAUAUAAAUGGGAAACUGAAAAAAUUAGUUCAUAGCAGCAAGAAUGCAGAACUACAAAUUUAUAAUGGGUUUUCUUUAUACUUAAAUACGUUUACAUUAAACAAAGAUUUUCUCAAUGAAGGCACAAAAGUCUACGAGUUUUGCAAAAAACAACUUAGUCCAACUAAACAAAUGAAAUUGUGUGAUAUUGGAAAUGGAUAUUUCAUUGUUGGGGGGUUAUCAAAAUUACAAGUGCCGAAUAAUAUAAUGCAUGGAUUUGAAAAUGAUAGAAUCGUUGGCAGAAGAUUCUUUGUAUUUCAAAAAUUGCUGCACAACAACUUUGUUUAUAGGUCCGAAAUAUAUCGUCGAGCAAAAGUUACUAACUCAACAUGCGUAAAGUUUAUAAUUGAUAAUGAAAUAUCAUUUGGUAUAAUUAAUAUGUUUGUGAGAGUCACGAAUUGUAAUUGCAGAAAACUGUGUCGAUGUCGAGCAGAACACUACGCCGUAGUAAGAAAAUGUAUUCACAAAGUAACGUUUCCCAACUUAAGCAUACCUAGACAAAGAUUGAAUUUUAUUCACAGUUUACAAAUACUGAACGAAUUCCAAAAUAUACAUAUCACAUCAUUGAAAUCCCUCUGUUUCUUCGUAGAAGUGAAAGAUACAAAUUUAAAAUAUGCCGCAGAGCCAGUAAAUACAGUUGAGGAAGAAUAAAAUAAGAAAAUGCUUGCUAGUCGAAAGAGCAUAGUCUAAAUAUAAUAAGCUCAGUGAAAAUAAU